Molecule: messenger RNA, 3193 nt
Organism: Gopherus evgoodei (Goodes thornscrub tortoise)
Lineage: Eukaryota; Metazoa; Chordata; Testudines; Testudinidae
Gene: ZNF76
Product: zinc finger protein 76
Exons: 16
Coding region: 549-2210 (553 amino acids)
Biological process (GO): regulation of transcription by RNA polymerase II; central nervous system development
Cellular component (GO): nucleus
Molecular function (GO): DNA-binding transcription factor activity, RNA polymerase II-specific; RNA polymerase II cis-regulatory region sequence-specific DNA binding
Source: RefSeq, a predicted model, not a curated record
GGGCGGAGUUAGCAGGCCCCGGAACGUGGAUGGGCGGCGGCGAGUGGUUGGAGCCCCAGGGCAGAGGCCGGGCCAUGCAGGUUGCGGGGCGGGGCUCUAGGAGCUGGGCCCGGUGCAUGGCGGUCAGGCGGCGGACUCGGCCCGCUAGGGCAUCCUCAGAUUUGUAACAAAGAAGAAAACUCCUUGCCUGUUCCAAAAAGCUACUGCUUCCAACACUCUCCAAGUGUAUGCUGAUUACAGUGAAAUUCAUGUCUGAGGAGCAGUCAUCAGGACACUAUGGAGAGUUUGGGCCUGCAGGCAGUGACCCUUACUGAUGGGACAACAGCCUACAUUCAGCAGGCCAUCAAAGAGCAGGCACUCUGAAUCAGGACUCCUGGAUUCUCUUCCACUGAUCUGCUGUGUGACCCCAAGCAAGUUUCCUAUCUUUCUGUCCCUCGGUUCUGCCAUCUGUAAAUGGGGAUGAUAAUACCUCAACCACUGGCAUGUUCUGAAGCUUAACUAAUUGAAAUCCUCACAUGAGAAGAGCUGAAUGAAUCCAAAGAGAGAAGAUGCUUGAAGGGCAAGUGAUUGAGCUUGAGGAUGGGACGACAGCUUACAUCCAUCAAGUGACAGUCCAGAAAGAGUCUAUAGCUUUUGAAGAUGGGCAGCAAGUGGUGUUGGAAGAUGGCAGCAUGGCUUAUAUACACAGCACACCUAAAGAGGGUUAUGAUGCCAAUGCCCUGGAAGAGGUCCAACUGGAGGAUGGCUCCACUGCCUACAUACAUCGUCCUGAUGUCAUGCCAGCUGGCAGCACCAUCCUGGCCGUGCAGGCGGAAACAGGGCUGGAGGAAUUGGCUGGGGAGGAGGAAGAUGAAGCCAUUGAUGCUGAUACCAUUAAUGCUCUCAAGCAGUAUGCCAGCAAGGUCUCUGAGGAGGAAGAGAGAGUGAAUAGCAGCAGCUACUUGAAGAGUGAAGUUUCUAACAAUGCCCCUUCCCAGGAUCUGCGGGAAGAGGAGAUGUGCAGCAGCAGGAAGGGGCAGCAGGUUGGUGACAGAGCCUUCCGUUGCGGUUACAAAGGUUGCGGCCGCCUCUACACCACCGCCCACCAUUUAAAGGUGCAUGAGCGAGCUCACACGGGUGAUCGGCCGUACAGGUGUGACUUCCCAAGCUGUGGGAAAGCAUUUGCUACAGGGUACGGGCUGAAGAGCCACGUGAGAACACACACUGGUGAGAAGCCAUACAAAUGCCCCGAGGACAUGUGCAGCAAAGCCUUCAAAACCUCAGGGGACCUGCAGAAACACAUCCGCACACACACAGGUGAGCGUCCCUUCAAAUGCCCGUUUGAAGGCUGUGGCCGCUCAUUCACCACCUCCAACAUCCGUAAGGUCCACAUCCGGACACACACAGGGGAGCGCCCGUACAUGUGCCCGGAGCCCAGCUGCGGGAGAGGUUUCACGAGCGCCACCAACUACAAGAACCAUAUGAGAAUUCACACAGGCGAGAAGCCGUACAUGUGCACUGUGCCGAGCUGCGGGAAACGCUUUACUGAGUACUCCAGUCUGUACAAACACCACGUGGUCCACACCCACUGCAAGCCCUACACCUGCAACAACUGUGGGAAGACCUACCGCCAGACCUCCACGCUGGCCAUGCACAAGCGCAGUGCCCAUGGAGAGCUGGAGGCCACGGAGGAGAGUGAGCAGGCUCUCUACGAGCAGCAGCAGCUGGAAGCUGCCGCAGCUGCAGAACAGGCCCCCCCGCUGAAGCGCCAGCAGAUUGCUUUCCUUUCGGAGGAGGAGGAGGAGGAGGAUGGCAUACCUACCCAGGUUUCACUUAUCUCUCAGGAUGGAACACAGCAGGUCAGUCUGUCCCACGAGGACUUACAGGCACUGGGCAGUGCCAUCAGCAUGGUAACGCAGAGUGGCACCAUCACAAUGCCACAGGAAGACCUUGCAGCUUCUGGCACGCACACCGUCACCAUGGUCAGUGCGGAUGGGACUGAGACGCAGCCGGUUACAAUAGUCACCGCUGGGGCAGUGAUGUCUGAAGGGUCAGCCAUCGCAUCUCUCCAUCACCAGCAAGUGGCAUUGCUCGCAACUGCCUGCGGCACUCAUAUUGCAGUGCAGCUGGAAGAGCAGCAGAGCCUGGAGGAAGCCAUCAGCAUGGCAACAGCAGCAAUUCAGCAGGAGUCUGUAACGCUCCAUGCAUCCGUGUCUGAGAACGGGUGCUGAGGCACUGCGCAACCCGUGGACAGGGAGGCUUGAGUAGAACAGGGAUGGCAAUCAAACGGCCCCUUGUGUUCAGUUGGGGGUUUCAGGUUCUGAAACAGCCCCCCCGGCUGCUGCACAGAAGACAAACUGUAAUGCGUGGUACAACCCGUGAAUGCAGAAGGGGAGUCCCUGAUAACUGUUACGUGCAUCCAGCUUGUGUGUUAGGCAGGCAGCGAGAGCAGAUACAGGAGCUCUCUGGCCUGCCAGAGUGACCCUGUUUAAAGGGCUCUCCUAUCGCUUACAGUGACAUCUUUCUAAGAAACCUGGCUGGAGGCUUUAAAGCUUUCCUGGAUCCCGGGCAGUCACUUUGCUGCCAUCCAGGACUAUCCUGCUCAUUUUCCAGGGACACUGACUUCCCCUGAGUCUGGAGCAGGGCAGAAGCUCUUGUGUUCCUUUGUGGCCAAGAGUUGGAAUUCCAAGGCAAGAUGAUCUGCUACACCCCGCAUGGAACUGCAGAGACCGUAGCUUCAUGGCACCACCGGGAGGCAGCGAUCAUUUUGGAGAGGCAGUUCCUGCUCUCUCACACUAGGUGCUCCAGGGAUGAACACAGAUGGUCUGACAUCCAUACACACCCUGGAAACACAUACACAAGUGGCACAGAAGCAGCAUAUGCACAGAAGCAAUAAAGCCCCAUCAAAGCAACCCCAGGCUGUCCUGGUCUCGGUGUUUUGGACAACGAUCACUUCUUGACGCUGGAAGUCAGAGAUUAUCACCGGCACAAGCUGAGGGCGGCAGGAUCCACGUUAGGCUGGAUGUGACAGCACUUCUCCCUUUCUCCUUACCCCCCUUCCUUUUGACUCAACAGCCAAGUUCAUUUCCAGACUCAGCUGCUGUGGGGAGGGUAGAGUACUCCACCUGGGCAGGCCAGCACUUGUUGGGGCACAAGCUAGAGUUAGAUGUAAAUAGUGAGUUUAAAUAAAACUAAUUAAAGUUUGGGUUUUUUU